Messenger RNA from Cuscuta epithymum, 1771 nucleotides. NCBI's taxonomy places the organism in Eukaryota, Viridiplantae, Streptophyta, Magnoliopsida, Solanales, Convolvulaceae. The record is from the annotation of a GenBank genome assembly.
CCGGCCAAAAACAACGUACGUAAUUAAAGUUCUGAUCCUUAUAUCUUUCUUCUCUUUAUAUCUUUCGAUUGCUUUCAGUUGGCCCUAGCAUUCUUUUCAUGGAUGCCAUACCUGAUCUAGUUAUCCCUCUCCUCCCUGUCUUCUGCCUCAUCUUCUUCUUCAUAUGGAAAAUACUAUAUAGAAAGAGGCACCAAAGUUGUUACAUUUUGGACUAUCAAUGUUUCAAGCCUUCAGACGACCGAAUGCUCACCACAAAAUUAAGUGGGGAUCUGAUUUGGAGAAACAAGACUCUUGGGCUGACUGAGUUGAAGUUUCUCUUGAAGUCCAUCGUGAACGCGGGCCUUGGCGAGCGAACGUACGGGCCGAGGGUGGUUAUCACCGGGCGGGAAGAGUCCCCGUCCCACGAGGAUGCAAUCUUGGAGAUGGAGGAGUUUUUCUACUAUACCAUAGACAAGAUCUUGAAGAGGCAAUGCAUCUCUCCCUCAGAGAUAGAUGUCUUAGUGGUGAAUAUCUCGAUGUUGGCUACAAUGCCAUCGUUGUCGUCUCGAAUCAUCAACCACUACAAAAUGAGACCGGAUGUUAAGGUUUACAACCUUUCGGGUAUGGGGUGUAGUGCUAGUCUCAUAUCGGUUAAUUUGGUCGAAAACAUCUUCAAAGCUCAAAAGAAUUUGUAUGCCCUUGUCUUGACGUCGGAGUCGUUAACCCCGAAUUAUUAUGCGGGGAAUGAUAGAUCCAUGAUCCUCACCAAUUGUUUGUUUCGGUCGGGUGGAUGUGCUAUACUCUUGACCAACAAGGUGGCUUUGAAGCACAAAGCCAUGUUCAAGUUGAAGUGUCUAGUGCGCACGCACCACGGUGCGAAAGACGAAUCAUACGGUUGUUGCAUACAAAAGGAGGAUGAUCAAGGUCGGGUUGGGUUUUUCUUAGGAAAAACCCUCCCGAGGGCUGCAAGCCAAGCUUUUGAGGACAAUCUUAAAACGAUCGUCCCCAAGAUCUUGCCAAUCACCGAACUCAUUCGCUAUGCAAUAUUGUCAUUCACCCGAAGAAUGGUCCGCUCCUCGUCGAAAGGUGGACCCCACUCGGGGGUCAACUUCAAGACCGGAGUUGACCAUUUCUGCAUUCAUACCGGAGGGAAAGCGGUGAUCAAUGGCAUUGGUCAGAGCCUUAACUUGAGUGAGUAUGACUUGGAGCCCGCGCGGAUGACGCUACAUCGAUUUGGGAACACUUCGGCGGGCAGUCUUUGGUAUGUGUUGUCCUACAUGGAAGCUAAGAAGAGGCUAAGGAGAGGUGAUAAGGUGUUCAUGAUUAGCUUUGGGGCUGGCUUUAAGUGCAAUAGUUGUUUAUGGGAAGUUGUUCGAGAUUUGGAAGACACAAAUGUGUGGGAAGAUUGCAUUAAUAGCUAUCCACCUAAAACCCUAAUCAACCCUUUCAUGGAAACGUUCGGGUGGCUCCAAAAUGAAGAUCCAGCCAGCCACAUUCAGCCUGCCCGAUGACUUUCAUCUCCAUUAUUGAAUAUCCAUUAUUUUUAUUUUUAUUUUCAUUUCUUUUCUGCUUAUAUAUUAUACAUAAUAGGCCACAUAUCAAUUGAUUUUCUCCUACUUCUAUACAUAUAGUGUCGAUGAUACAAUAAUUUGAACUUUUACGUUCUUGUGGAUUCAUUUUGUAAAAUUGUCCUAAACUUUCAUGAGAUCUUGAUGUCAUCUUGUGGUAGACUGGUAGUUAUAUAAAUAAUUAGGACUUUUGGAUUAAAAUUUGAGUACCAUAAUUGCAUGCA